AUGGCCGUGGUCAGUUCUGUGUCGAUUGAGGAUGCGCAAAGGAUCAAUGACAUAAGGUAUCCUGUUAUUGAUACCUCAGAGAUCUUAGAAAUCAGUGAGGAAAAUCGUCCUGUAAUUGCCGAUGAUAAAACUUAUGUGGCUGUUGGAAAAAGUUUGAAAGAGAGUCAGUCAACACUGCAGUGGGUGAUAGACAAUUCAGGAGGUAGACAGAUAUGCAUAGUUCAUGUUCACCAACCUGCAGAGAAAAUCCCCUUUUCGGGGAUCAUACACACACAUCAAGUCGUGGCAUACCAUAAAGCGGAGAGGCAACGUAUGCUACAACUUCUCGACAGAUAUAAGCAUACAUGCCAUAAAGCAGGGGUGUGUGUGGAGCUGAAAUAUAUUGAAAUGGAUUCUAUUGAGAAAGGCAUAGUUGAUUUCAUACUUCAGCACAAUGUCAGAAGCCUUGUCAUGGGAGCAGCUGCAGACAAGCAUUAUUCAAGGAGAAUGGUAGACUUGAAGUCAAAGAAAGCCAUCUAUGUGUCUUUACAAGCAGCACCUUCCUGUCAGAUUCAGUUUGUAUGCAAAGGAAACAUCAUUUUCACAAGGCCAGGCAGGUUAGAUGGGGUUGAUGUUUCAACAUCAUCUUCAUCACUCUUAUUAAAUGCAAACUCUGAUUCUGGACAGAGUCCCUUGAUGGCAAGAUCAGUUAGUGAAGGACAGAAUACAAAAUUACAGAUCAAUCGUUCAACUCAAGACUAUCGCAGAGUCAUGUCUGACAAUCAUAGGACCAGAAUAUCCACCACAUUGCCAGAUAUCAAUGUUGGGUCAAUGCCUGACAAUGGAUUUAAUUCAGGAAGGGCCUCUGCUGAAUGGGGUGGGAUGUCUCAGAGAAGUCUUUCCUCUCGUUCACGAUUGUCUACAGUUUCUAGUGAAGUGGUAGAUGAUUCAGCAUCAAUAACAUAUACAAUAACUGAAGGCAGUGAAGUUGAUACAGACUUUGGUGCGGUACCUAGAUUCAUAGAGAACGCUCAUAAUCUCUUAUACAUGGAACUACUGCAGGAAAGAGGUGCGAGUGAUGAGCUUUAUGAUCAGCUCGUACAAGCCAUGGCCGACUCAGAAAAUUCCAAAAGAGAGGCAUUUGACGAGUCUAUCAGGCGCAGGAAAACAGAAAGAGAUACCAUUGAGGCUAAACGCAAGACCAAAGCAUCAGAAAAUUUGUAUGCAGAAGAACUUAGACGGAGGCGAGAGAGUGAAGAAACUCUGGAAAAAAUCAAGGGAGAGCACAGAAAUUUGAAAAAAGAGCUAGUUGAAAUUUCAGAAGAACUCCGCAUGACACUUGAGCAUAAAUCAUCUCUCAAAAGUCAAGUUGCAGUUUUUCACCAAACGGUGCAGGAGCUAGAACAGAAGAUGUUAUCUACAGUUGAACUGUUGCAAAAUUACAAAAGGGAACGUGAUGAGUUGCAGUUAGAGUGUGAUGAUGCACUUAGACUGGCAGAGGAACUGAGGGAGAUGCAAUCAAAUGAAGCCUCAAGCUCCAGUGUCUCUAAGUUCUAUACUGAGUUCUUGUUUGCAGAAGUCAAAGACGCCACUCACAACUUUGACCCAAUUUUCAAGAUUGGAGAAGGCGCUUAUGGAAGUAUAUUCAGAGGUUUUCUUAGGCACACCGAAGUGGCCAUAAAGAUAUUGCACUCUCAAGAAUCCUCAGAAUUUCAGCAGGAGGUGAAUGUUUUGAGCAAACUCAGGCAUCCAAAUAUUGUAAUCUUAUUAGGAGCCUGUCCAGAUGCAUCGAUAAUCAUCUACGAAUAUCUUUCGGGAGGAAGCCUUGAAGAUCGCCUCAACUGCAAACAUAAUACUCCCCCAUUAUCAAUGCAGCAUAGAAUCCUGAUAGCUGCUGAAUUAUGUUCAGUUCUUAUUUUUCUUCAUUCUUGUGGCAUCGUUCAUGGUGAUCUAAAUCCCGCUAACCUCCUUCUAGACAAGAACCUGGUUACCAAGUUAAUUAACUUUGGAACCUGUGGCGUGCUUUCGCGAAACAAGUUUGCAAUCCAUCACACAUCUUCGUUACAAACUGAUGCAAAGAGUAGGCUUGUGUAUGUGCCCCCUGAAGUGCUUUCUAGUGGAGAGCUUACUUCAAAGUCAGAUACAUUUUCUUUCGGUAUUAUACUAUUGAGGUUAUUGACGGGUAAGCCUGCUAUAGGUUUAACAAAGGAAGUGCAGCAAGCACUGAAUAAAGAUAACUUAAAGAGUAUACUGGAUCCCACAGCAGGGGACUGGGCGUUUGUGCAGGUACAACAGUUGGUUAUCCUAGGAAUGAAUUGCUGUGAUUUGGUUUGGGAAAAGAGGCCCGACCUUGCGUCUGAGGCAUGGAAGGUGCUUGAACCAAUGCGGGUUUCUUGUGGACCGUCCUUGUUUAGAUAUGUCCCUGAAAGACAAAGCCAGAUUCCACACUACUUCAAUUGUCCCAUCUUUCAGGAAAUGAUGGAUAAUCCAGUGGUUGCGGCUGACGGAUAUACUUAUGAAGCAGAGGCUAUAAAAGGAUGGUUAGACAGUGGGCAUAACACGUCGCCCAUGACAAACCUUGAGCUUCCCAACUCCAGCCUUGUCCCGAACAAGGCACUUCGGUCUGCCAUUCAAGAAUGGCUUCAACACCCAUGAA
This is a messenger RNA of Erigeron canadensis, 2635 nucleotides long. Its product is annotated as U-box domain-containing protein 33-like. NCBI's taxonomy places the organism in Eukaryota, Viridiplantae, Streptophyta, Magnoliopsida, Asterales, Asteraceae. The coding region runs from base 1 to 2634 and encodes 877 amino acids. The record is from RefSeq and is a predicted model, not a curated record. Gene Ontology annotation, molecular function: ATP binding; protein kinase activity; ubiquitin-protein transferase activity. The transcript has 9 exons. Gene Ontology annotation, biological process: protein phosphorylation; protein ubiquitination.